GAUGAGGAGCUACCAGCUUUCUUUGGCAUUCAGAUUCGCCAUUGAGGAGAUCAACAGAAACACUCACAUUUUACCCAACACGUCUCUAGGAUUUCAUCUCUAUAGUAUCCCUAGCCACCAAGGGAGUGCUCUUAAGGGAGCUUUUGCUUGCCUCACAGGACUUGAAACUGUGCAUCCUAAUUAUGAAUGUAGAAGUGAGAAGAAGACUGCUGCUUUACUUACUGGAGAAUCAUGGGCAACAUCUGCACUUAUUGGGAGACUGCUGAAUCUCUAUAAGUAUCCACAGCUUACUUUUGGGCCAUUUGACACUAUCCUGAAUGACAGAAGCCAGUUCUCUUCUCUCUAUCAGACAGCACCCAAGGACAUAUCUCUUUCACAUGGCAUUGUCAUUUUGAUGGUUCAUUUCAGCUGGACCUGGGUGGGACUGGUUCUCUUGGAUGACCAUAAAGGGACUGAGAGUCUAUCAGACUUGAAAAGAGAGAUGGACAGGUACAGAGUGUGUUUAGCUUUUGUAGAAUUGAUUCCAGACAUCCCAGUUUCCUCCUACUAUGAACCUUCAAUAAAAACUCACCUGCAGAUACAGAAGUCAUCUGCAAAUGUGGUUAUCAUUUAUGGUGACCAUGAAUCAUUACAUGGUGCAAUUAUGGUUAUAGCAGCACAUGUAUUGAACAGGAAAGUCUGGGUCUUGAAGUCACAGUGGGAUGAAAAUUCUCUUACUAAAUCUCUUGUAUUUGAUACAUUCCAUGGGAGUCUCAUUUUUGCACAUCACCACAAUGAGGUUUCUGAUUUUAGGAAGUUUAUCCAGACAUACAAUCCUUCCAAAUACCCAGAGGACUAUUUUCUUGCUAAGUUCUGGAACACAUACUUCAACUGCUCUUUUUCUGGACCUGAUUGUAAAAUUUUGGAUAAUUGUUUACCCAAUGCAUCUUUGGAUAUGUUGCCUAAAAAUGAUUGGGAGAUGGAUAUGACUGAAGAGAGUUACAAUUUAUAUAACUCUGUAUAUGCUGUGGCUCACAGUCUCCAUGAGAUGACACUCAAACAAGUACAAAUUCAGCCCCAUGGAAAUGGGGAGAUAUAUACCUUCCCUUGGGAGCUUCACCCUUUUCUCAAGAAUAUCCAGUUCAAAAAUGGUGCUGGAGACCUUGUGGUUUUGGAUUCACAAAGGAAAUUAGAUGCAGAAUAUGAUAUUAUCAACAUCUGGAAUUUUCCAGAGGGCCUCAGAAAAAAGAUGAAAGUUGGAACAUUUUCUCCAAAAGCUCCAAAAGGGCAGGAACUGGUUCUGUCUGACCAUAUGAUACAAUGGGCUAUGGCAUUUACAGAGAUUCCUUAUUCUGUGUGCAGUGAGAGCUGUGUUCCAGGAUUCAGAAAAUCUCCCCAGGAGGGCAAGACUGUCUGCUGCUAUGAUUGCACUCCUUGUCCAGCUAAUGAGAUUUCCAAUGAGACAGAUAUGGAUCAUUGUGUGAGGUGUCCAGAAAGUCAUUAUGCAAACACAGAGAACAUCCACUGCCUCCAGAAAGUAAUGACAUUUCUGUCCUAUGAAGACCCUUUGGGGAAGGCACUCAUCUGCUUGUCCCUUGGCUUCUUUGCAUUUACAGCUGGUGUUUUGGGGGUCUUUGUGAAGUAUUACCACACUCCCAUUGUCAAGGCCAACAAUCAGGUUCUCACUUACAUCCUGCUCAUCACUCUGAUCUUCUGUUUUCUCUGUCCAUUGCUCUUCAUUGGCCAUCCCAACACAGCAACCUGUAUCCUGCAGCAGAGCUCAUUUGGAGUCCUGUUCACAGUGGCUCUCUCUACAGUCUUGGCCAAAACUAUUACUGUGGUUCUGGCUUUCAAAAUCACAUUUCCAGGGAGAUUGAUAAGGUGGAUAAUGAUAUCAAGGGCUCCUAACUUCAUCAUUCCUGUCUGCACUUUUAUCCAGCUUGUGUUCUGUGGCAUUUGGCUGAGCACCUCUCCUCCCUAUGUUGACUCAGAUGCUUACACUGAACGUGGUCACAUAAUUAUUAUAUGCAACAAAGGCUCCACUAUUGCCUUCCAUUCUGUCCUGGCUUACCUAUGCUCCAUGGCACUUGGGAGCUACACUUUGGCUUACCUGUCCAGGAACCUGCCUGACACAUUCAAUGAAGCCAAGUUCAUCACUUUCAGCAUGCUGGUGUUCUUCAGUGUGUGGCUCACCUUCCUCCCUGUCUACCACAGCACCAAGGGGAAACUCAUGGUGGCCGUGGAAGUCUUUUCCAUCUUAGCUUCCAGUGCAGGCGUCCUAGGUUGUAUCUUUCUGCCCAAGUGCUAUGUUGUUUUGUUCAGACCACAGAUUAAUGUGCUUUAUCAUGUCCGAAACAAAGCACCUUAA
This is a messenger RNA of Peromyscus maniculatus bairdii (prairie deer mouse), 2347 nucleotides long. Its product is annotated as vomeronasal type-2 receptor 116-like. Gene Ontology annotation, biological process: G protein-coupled receptor signaling pathway. The record is from RefSeq and is a predicted model, not a curated record. NCBI's taxonomy places the organism in Eukaryota, Metazoa, Chordata, Mammalia, Rodentia, Cricetidae. Gene Ontology annotation, molecular function: G protein-coupled receptor activity. Gene Ontology annotation, cellular component: plasma membrane.